Messenger RNA from Lactuca sativa (garden lettuce), 2179 nucleotides. It is a transcript of the gene ECT5, whose product is annotated as evolutionarily conserved C-terminal region 5. Gene Ontology annotation, molecular function: mRNA binding. The record is from RefSeq and is a predicted model, not a curated record. Gene Ontology annotation, biological process: mRNA destabilization. Gene Ontology annotation, cellular component: cytoplasm. NCBI's taxonomy places the organism in Eukaryota, Viridiplantae, Streptophyta, Magnoliopsida, Asterales, Asteraceae.
GGGCUUAUCUCCGUAAUCAAACAGAAGUCGAUAAAACACAGAAAAGAAAAAAACUAAAAAAGUAGUAUAAGUUAUAACACCCCAUUAUCGCAGUUUGCUCAUGGGGAAAAGAUAAAAAAAAAAGAACUCGAUUUCUGUUGCAUUCAUGCGCUAUCAUCAUCCAAUUCUUCGUUCGGGCUUAGAUUCUCCAGAUGGCAGCAACCCAACAUCAAUCCACCGAUCACAUCAUUGUUCCUCCAAAUGACUCUUCUAUUACUGAGUCCUUGGUAAUGAAUGCAGAGGAGAAACUGGUGCAACCUGAUAUCAUUAAAGAACAGGAUGCUGCAAUCAGCUAUUCAAGGGAUAAUCCAAGCCACUCAGGAGCCUUGAAUGUAGCUGGAGAUCUCACUGUCUAUCCUCCCAAUCUUUGUGCCCCUUUAGCACAUCCAAUGUACUACAAAGGUUUUGAAAAUGGCUCAGGUAAAUGGGAUGAAUACUCUCCAUUCAUCAACACCGAGACACUGGAUGCCAAUGGAUCUCCUGCAAUGUAUACAGACAAUUCGGUUGUGUUCCACACGGGUUAUGGCUACAAUUCCCAAAUGCCAUAUGGUCCAUAUUCUCCAGUGACCACACCUCUCCCUUCUGUUAAUGGUGAUGCUCAGCUAUAUCCACAUCCAGCUCAGCAAUAUACAUUCUCUGGAUCACCAUAUUAUCAGCAUCCUGUGGCUCCAUACACUCCAGUUUCACAACAGCCAGAAUUAAAGUCUUUGGUGAGCAGUGAACAUGGUGAUGGAAUGGUGUAUGGGCCAAGACCUGGUUUCUCAUCACCAGUAGGUGCUUCUGUUGGGAGAGGUGAUCCUCCAGGGAGAGUUGGCUUUCAGGAAAGUCUGGAUGCAUUCAGAAGCAGAGGAGGACUUUGGUCUGAUUGGUCUGGACAAUCAGACAGACACAGAUCCUUUAUGCCAUUAUCACCUUCUGUAUCUCCUCAUCAUACUUUUGGAUCUUUUCACCAAACCUUUGGAUCUACAUCUCAACAGCCACCAUCAUUCUACGGAGCAAGCUCUUACGACACCACCUAUUUAAACAACGGCCUCACUCCAAAUCCAAACCACGCCUUUGCCACGUCAUCACUCUCCACGCCAGAUGUACGACCAUGGCCCACUCUGGACAACACCAGACGCCGAGGUGGCAGGGGACCCGCUUCUCUUUGCAGUUGUAGUUCCACUCUCGAUAUUCUCAGUGAACAAAACCGUGGUCCCAGAGCCUCUAGACCUAAAUCCCUUUUACCUAAUAACAAUAAUAAUAAUAAUAAUAAUAAUAAUAAUAAUGAUAAUAUGAUGGAUGCCUCCUCCCAAAGCCUCCCGGAUUCUGUAUCGGAAUACACAACCGAGGCUAAAUUCUUCAUUAUCAAAUCCUACAGUGAAGAUAAUGUCCAUAAAUCCAUCAAAUACAGUAUUUGGGCAAGCACUUCGAAUGGAAACAGGAAGUUAGAUUCUGCAUAUCGUGAAGCAAAAGAGAAGCAAACUUCUGUUCACGUGUUUCUGUUUUUCUCAGUGAAUGCAAGUGGACAGUUUUGUGGGGUGGCUGAAAUGCUGGGGGGUGUUGACUUUGACAAGAGUGUGGAUUACUGGCAACAGGAUAAAUGGAGUGGCCAGUUUCCAGUUAAGUGGCAUAUCAUUAAAGAUGUUCCCAACAGUCAGUUUCGCCAUAUAGUACUUGAAAAUAACGACAACAAACCUGUCACCAAUAGUCGAGAUACACAGGAGGUGAAAUUUGAGCAAGGAGUUGAAAUGUUGAAAAUUUUCAAUAAGUAUGAAACUGAUAUGUCGAUUCUUGAUGACUUUGACUUUUAUGAAGAAAGACAGAAGGCGAUGCAAGAGCGAAAAGCAAGACAACAACAGGGAAAUUUGGGGGGUGGAAAUGAAAAUAAAAAUGUUAAUGAGUUUAUCCGACAGAUGUCCAAAAGUUUCUCGGAGGUUGUCCGCCUGGAAGACAAAGAUACUUCCAAGUCAACACGUGUAAAACUCGAAAAAACCGCCAUGUCGUCGCCAGGUGUCGACACCACGGAUUAGUAAGUUUCGUGGUUUCCUUCCUUUUACUGCUUCUAAGGAUAAUAGUUUUUUAUAAUUCAUGAUAAAUUUGGAUCAAUAAUGAUACUACUAAUAAUAAUAUAAUUCCUUGGCUUCUUUCUUUCUGUUUA